AUGGCCGCUACUCUGGUACUUCCAGCCACUACAAAGUCUCCUUUUAUAGCACCCACUGCGUCUAAAGCCCCUGAAAAGAACAAAGUUGUCGAGGAUCUUCUCAAACUCAUCGAGAAGGAAUACAAGCAGGGAAACUUGACCGUCACCAAAGACAAGUACCAGCAGCUUUUAAAACUCAAGCAAGAGCAGAAUCGGAAACUGAGACAGGGAACGCCUCCUUUGCCCCUCCUUUAUACCCUCCGAUCUUCCACAAAACCUCCACUGAGUCCUAACCCCAAGAAGUUUAGGAAGAGAAGACUGAAGCUCACGUUUAAGAAAAUCGAGCACGUGGUGAUUCUGAUUUUGGAGUCGCUAGCUAACAUUCUUGAUAACUUGCACCUUUUUUCAAAGCUCCCUAUGUUCCCAGAGAAGUUGGUGGAUCUCUUGAAGCACACCAACCGCUUGUGGGUGCUCAUUUUGGUCUUUUUGAUCAGAAAGACUAUCUCGCAGCUUCUUAACCUUAUAAGAAAGGAGCGCAAGGUCAAGACCGAGUUGGGUAUUCUCAAGAACCAGUCCAACUCGAAGCUUUUGGAGGAAAACGACCAACCUGAGAACGAGAACAAUGUGCUCCGGAAGUACGAAAAGGUUCUCCGCGACUUGAAGUUUGACAAGAUGAUGCUUCGCUUUGAGCUCUUGGGUAACUUCUUAGACUUGGCGUUCAACGUCAUCGAGCUCUAUGCUAUGGUGGUGCCCGACUGGUUCAUGAACUUCUUGAACUUCGCCAGCAUGGGUAUGACCAUCUACAGAAUGAACAAGGAUGAUGAAUACGUUGACGACGACAUCACCGACGACUUGAUCUAG
Molecule: messenger RNA, 840 nt
Organism: Candidozyma duobushaemuli
Lineage: Eukaryota; Fungi; Ascomycota; Pichiomycetes; Serinales; Metschnikowiaceae
Exons: 2
Coding region: 1-840 (279 amino acids)
Biological process (GO): peroxisome fission
Cellular component (GO): peroxisomal membrane
Source: RefSeq, a predicted model, not a curated record